UAUGUUUUGAUAUAAUCUCUGCUUUUUCACCGUUUUCAUUUGGCCGUGCUACUGGAUGAUUCGCGGAAAUCAUGUUUCUACAUUUCCAUUGCAAGCGUGACGAAAUCCUGUUUUCUGGAAAAGAUAAUUUAAGUUUAGUUAUUGCCAUUACAACUAAACAUGUUGAAAUGUAUGUGAGCAUAAGGAAGGCACCUAAUUGUGAUCAAAAGUAAAAUAUCAAAUGACGAAUUAUGGAAAAAAAUCUCCAAAUCAUAAGAACACAUGUGUUGCAAUGCCCCAUAGUUCACGUUUUUCGUAUAAAGGCGAUAGGUACAGGAAGAAAAUUUAUCGUUUUUGCCUGAAGUAUUAAGAAUGGUUGACUACACCAAGUUUGCAAAAUUCUACGUAGCUGUAUCAACGCUUGUCGCUCUUGCAUGCACUGUGGGUUUUGUAGUAAUGGUAGCCACCAUGCCCCAAUGCCCGCACCUGACCAACUUUAAAUGCCCUACGACUGAGGGUCAUACCAGCCAACCACUACGCUCUAUUGGUCCGUACGGUAUAACCCCGCCACUUCUAGAUUCAACAGACAUCGUUUUGGAAGACUUCGUUACUUCCUUGACCAUGUCUGAAGUUUACGAGGCUAAAACUAAAACUAAACAAGGCAGCAUCACCAGACGAGAACCGCAUGGCAAAAACGUUCCUUUCCCAGACCCCGAUAGCAUCAACGACGAUGGCGAGUUUCCGUCACCUGUAACUUCUGACGCGGGCAAUCCUGACGUGAAACCACAACCUGAAACGUCAUCCACAACUUCCCCAGAGGCCGACGGUUUCAUUGAACAACUGAUAAGAAGUCUGUUAUCGAUGAUGAACGAUCCUGAUUUGCAAAAUCUUGAAGAUCAACACUUAUUAAAUAUCAUGUUGAUCAACAUUGUUAAUGCAACCUAUUCCAGACAUACACAUCGGAUGGAAGCCGAAACGGAAGCCAUAAGACAAAACACGAGCAACAAUGUUCAAAAAAUCCGCAAACCCUCGGGUAAAAGUUUUCUUCCAUCUUUUCGUGAGAACUUCAGUGAUGGAGGAGAAGAGAUGGAGAGCGAAAACAAGUCAACAGUGAAUAUUGCCAAAAUGGUGAAUGGAUUAGCGACGUCUUCCCACGAUGGCUAUGUGAACAAGGCCGACACCUACAAUUUGGACGUGGAAAAGCAUUCUAGCGGCACCGAAUCAGUUGAGGUCGACGAUUCACUCAACGAAAUCAACAAGUUUAUGUUGGACCUCAACAGAGCGGUGUCCGGAACAGGUUACGCAAACACUGACGAUUUAUUUAACGAAACCAAAAGCCUAACGUUGGCAAUCGAAAGACAGGUGAACAACGGAGUUCAAUCAAUUCAUGAUUCUCCUCUGUCUAAAACACUAAAGAUUGUCAUCGAUAAAAGAGUGAUUGGAGUUGCUACUCCAGACAUCAACGAUUCGCUCAACAAAACCGCAAUUUUUAAAGUCAACAUCAAAAAGGAAGUCAGUGGACAGGGAUAUUCCGACUCUAUCUAUUCGUCUGGUGGAGCCGAACUGUUUGAAAUAUCCAUCGAAAAAACAGUAACUGGAAUUCCAUUUUUGAACACUACAAACCAAGCUAUUGACGAGUCACAUGUCUUCGAACUCGACAUCACCAAGGUAAUGGAAGAGAUUGCAGCGUCCGAUGUUCUCGAUGAAUUAGACAACGUGAAUGCAAAUUUUAACAUCAACGUUGAAAGUCAGCUCAAUGGGUUGGGACAUUCUAAUUCUAUUGAUUCAUCUAGUGACGACGAUAUCUCCGAAAUAGACAUCCAAAAAACAACGAAGGGAAUUGGAUUUGCUAACACUAAAACCCAAGCUAUUGACGAGGCACAUGUCUUCGAACUCGACAUCACCAAGGUAAUGGAAGAGAUAGCAGCGUCCGAUGUUCUCGAUGAAUUAGACAACGUGAAUGCAAAUUUUAACAUCAACGUUGAAAGUCAGCUCAAUGGGUUGGGACAUUCUAAUUCUAUUGAUUCAUCUAGCGACGACGAUAUCUCCGAAAUAGACAUCCAAAAAACAACGAAGGGAAUUGGAUUUGCUAACACUAAAACCCAAGCUAUUGACGAGGCACAUGUCUUCGAACUCGACAUCACCAAGGUAAUGGAAGAGAUUGCAGCGUCCGAUGUUCUCGAUGAAUUAGACAACGUGAAUGCAAAUUUUAACAUCAACAUUGAAAGUCAGCUCAAUGGGUUGGGACAUUCUAAUUCUAUUGAUUCAUCUAGUGACGACGAUAUCUCCGAAAUAGACAUCCAAAAAACAACGAAGGGAAUUGGAUUUGCUAACACUAAAACCCAAGCUAUUGACGAGGCACAAGUCUUUGAACUCGACAUCAGCAAAGAGAUGAAAGCAAUUGCAUCUUUAGAUCCUACAGAUCACUCUGACAACGUGAACGCCGCUGUAAAAGUUAACAUCGAAAAGCAGCUCAAUGGUCUUGGACAUUCCGAUUCGAUGAAUUCAUCUAGUGGAAACCAAAUCUCGUAUGUAGACAUGGAAAAAACAGUGAACGGAAUUGGGCUAUCCCACGAUAACAAAAGUGAUAACGACGACACCCACAUCUUCAAACUCGAUGUCGACAAGGAUAUGAGGGGGAUAGCAAGUUCAGGUGUUUUUUUGUAUCCUCAUAAUAGUACUACCGAGUUAGAUGUGGGGAAAACGGCUAUUGGCAUAGCCUUUUCCAACAACCAGAAUGCAGGUGACGUAAGGAACAAAAAGCCAGAGUUAAACCUUCAAAAGCAAGUGGUGGGGAUAGCGUCUGCAAAUCGCGAACAGCCCAACAAUUUUGACAAAGAGAUUACGGGAAUUAGUUCUUCCUACACCAAUAACGAGAACAGCAACGACGCCAACGACCUUAAACUCGACAUCGGGAAGGUAAUGGAGGGGGUCGCAGCUUCCAAUGUUUUCAAUGACUCUCAUUACCAUAUGGAGAGAAAAAAUGUUGGCGUAGCCUCUUCCAGCACCCGUACCUCAAGUAAUGGAAAGACCGUAGAACCGAAGUUAUACAUUCAGAAGCAAGCGGUGGGUAUUGCGGCUGCAAAUACGAAACAAUCUUCUAGCCACCCAGGCAAAAAUCAACAUUAACUUGCUUCUAUUGAUCUAACAUACGUGCUUGUACUUCAAGUCUCAAAUACAAUGAUAAA
This is a messenger RNA of Daphnia magna, 3167 nucleotides long. RefSeq lists its product as uncharacterized. Lineage: Eukaryota; Metazoa; Arthropoda; Branchiopoda; Diplostraca; Daphniidae. Bases 352 to 3108 code for a protein of 918 amino acids. The record is from RefSeq and is a predicted model, not a curated record. The transcript has a single exon.